UCAUUCUGUAUUUCCGGAAGUGUGCUACGGACCUUUCUUUCCACAGUGAUCAUCGCAGGAAGAAUUGUCUACAAUUUCAAAUUCAAUAAUUAUCAGCUGUGCGAACUAGCUAAGUACGUUGCAUUUCGUAGAAGUAUUUUAGGAAAAAAAUGUGUACUCAAACGAAGGCUGCUUCCCUAAUGGCGAACAUUCCAGAGGCAGAAAUCGACCCGACGGGUGUGUUCAAAUACGUUCUCAUUCGAGUACACAGUAAAGAAGACGGCGACGAUUCGAGCGUAGAUAUUGUACGUGGAUAUGCCUGGGCCGAAUAUCAUGCGGAUAUCUAUGACAAGGUAGCAGAGGAGCUUGAGAAAGGAGGGCACCUGGACUGUGAAUGUAUUGGAGGAGGAAGGAUUAAGCACGACUGCCAGUCAAAGAAGAUCCACGUCUAUGGCUACUCCAUGGGCUUUGGCAAAGCAAAUCACGCUGUUUCCACAGAGAAACUGAAGGUGCGCUAUCCUAAAUACGAGAUCACCUGGGCUGAUGAAGGAUACUGACCUACACUGGACCCACCUCUGUGCUUGGACUUGGUUCAGGCCUAACUCCUUCCUGAGUGUGGGCCAACAGAACACCGCAAAACCUCAGUGGCAUCACAGUAUGUGAGAUCUGAAGACAAACCUGUCGGUACAAAGCUGGGACUAAGACUGACACAUUACCUAGUUCAUCGUUUCCCAAACUCAGUCCUCGGGACCCCAAGGGGUGCAUAUUAAUUUUUGUUGCCUUAGUAUUACACAGUGUAUUCAAAUGAUCAAAUCAUCAUCAAGCUUUGUUUAUUUGAAUCAGCUGUGAAGUGCUAAGGUAAAAAGUUUGGGAAAUGCUGACCUAGUUGCUGACUAAUAUACCCAGAACAGUGCUUGAUUUUGUAUUUUGUUUCAGUGAAACAAUACAUGGAAAACAAUACUUAACAGGAAUCUUUUCAUGUUUAACCAUAAAACUAAUAAAUGUUUACAUUGAUUUAAUACUU
Salvelinus namaycush (lake trout) is the source of this 1003-nucleotide messenger RNA. RefSeq names its product phosphohistidine phosphatase 1 (gene phpt1). Gene Ontology annotation, biological process: peptidyl-histidine dephosphorylation. Gene Ontology annotation, molecular function: protein histidine phosphatase activity. The transcript has 3 exons. The record is from RefSeq and is a predicted model, not a curated record. Lineage: Eukaryota; Metazoa; Chordata; Actinopteri; Salmoniformes; Salmonidae. Gene Ontology annotation, cellular component: cytosol. Bases 150 to 536 code for a protein of 128 amino acids.